AUGGCAAAAGAUAAAAGCAAAAGUAAAAGUAAAAGUGUGAUGAGCAAACAAAGUGGAUUGAGUCCGCCGAAAGAAAGUGAAAUGAGACCCGAGAAGGAGAUGAGGAAAUCGAAAACUGAAGAUGUUACGACUGGAGAUGUAAGUUCACGGCCUUUUGGAGGGUGAACCGAAAAAGAGAGAGAGAGAGAGACGCAGAGAAAUUCAAAUUCGAAAAUAAUUUGAUGAGAAAAAAUCUGAAAAAUAUGUUUUCCUGCGCUUGGUCUCGAAACGAACGUUUUGUAUUUCUCCCGGACAAUUUCGCGUUUCUCUAUCAUAGAAUUCUAAAGUUAGCCAUAAAUUGAAAAAAAAACGCGAAAAAAGUCCACAUUUCUCCAAUUUUGCAGAAUGACAUCGAUAAAACCCAAUGGGAAUAUUCUCGCUUCAAAGACGAAUCAAAAGGAAUCAUCACAACAGAUCCGGAUAUAAUCCAACGCGAAAAUGAAAAAGUCGGCGAAUCGACACCGCUUUUGGCUGAAAAACGACAAAUUAUGUUGGUUCGAGGAGAACAACUCAAAAAGAUUCCUUUUGUCACAAUUGCAUUGCUCAUUUUGGAAAUUGUGCGUUUUCAGGGGGAAAUUUUAGUGGUCUUGAAAAUUUCAAUUAAAUUUUUUUUUCGUAAAAAAUGACGUGGCAAUUUUGAAAAAAAUAUUAUGACGUGACAAAAUCGAGUUAAAAAUUUUCAAAGUUUUCAGAGGACAAUGUCGAAUGUAUUCUAAAAAAUUCUGUAUUUUUAAAGAUCCUCCAAAAUUUAGAAAUCUGAAAUUUCUAGACAAAAUGAUACGUCAUAACCCUGUCUUCGUUUUUUAAGGGGAUUUGUGAAUUUUCAGGAAAGAUUUUCAAAAUCACUAGAUUUUUUUGUGAAAAAGUUUUGACGUGGCAAAUUUGGAUUUUAAAAAUUUCAAGGAAUUUAUUUUUGCAAAAUCGAGAAUUCUCAAAUUUUUGGGAAUUUUCAAAGUUCUGAAGCUUUAAAAUUUAAAAAAAAAAUCUGAAUUUUCAAUGCCACGUCAUCACUCUGUUUUCAUUAUUUCAAUCUCAAAAAAAAACUCACAUUCGCAUUUUUUCAGUUAAUAACAAUAGCUGUAAUGAUUUGCUGGUUUAGUCAUCUCAAUCAAAACGAAACAAUUCCAAUCACAAUUUGUUGUGCAAAUUUGAUAAUAGCAAUUAUUGCGAUUCUAAUCCUUUUAGCAUUGGAAAUCACUCGAAUGCAUGUGAAAAAGGAAGAAUUGAAUGACCAAGGAGAUUAUCGAUUCCGAAUUCCAUAUGAAUAUAAAUAUUGGAUGUGUAUGGGCCAUUUAUUGAGAGCAUUUCUAACUUGUGCCAAUAUUACAAUUGCUGCUUUGGAUGAUAAUUUUGAUAAUGGUGUAAUUGUGGUUAUUGCAGUUCAGCCACUUCUACUUAUUUUAUCUUUGGCACAUGUAUUUUUUGCAAUGAGACCAUAA
This is a messenger RNA of Caenorhabditis angaria, 1478 nucleotides long. NCBI's taxonomy places the organism in Eukaryota, Metazoa, Nematoda, Chromadorea, Rhabditida, Rhabditidae. The record is from the annotation of a GenBank genome assembly.